Messenger RNA from Lytechinus pictus (painted urchin), 4249 nucleotides. Its product is annotated as inositol monophosphatase 1-like. Gene Ontology annotation, molecular function: inositol monophosphate 1-phosphatase activity. The record is from RefSeq and is a predicted model, not a curated record. Lineage: Eukaryota; Metazoa; Echinodermata; Echinoidea; Temnopleuroida; Toxopneustidae. The coding region runs from base 83 to 940 and encodes 285 amino acids. The transcript has 7 exons. Gene Ontology annotation, biological process: inositol metabolic process; signal transduction; phosphatidylinositol phosphate biosynthetic process.
UGAAGUGUUGACGCCCUCUACGUACCUUAGUUUAUAUCUUCCUGUUGAACUUGAACUAAAACAUCAAAUAUCAUCUGGAAAUAUGGCUGAUGCAUCCCCAGAUUUGGUUAAGUUCGAUGAUGAAGAUGUGAUGAAUUUCCUCGAGGCUGCCGUUGACGUAGCUAGACUAGCUGGUCAGAAAAUCAAGGAAGCAUAUCUUCUUGAGAAGAGGGUGGAAAUCAAAAGUUCCGCUGCAGAUCUAGUGACAGAGACAGAUCAGCUAGUGGAGAAAAAGAUUAUAGGUACCCUGCAAGAAAAAUUCCCUGACCAUUGCUUUAUAGGUGAGGAGAGCGUAGCUGCAGGUCAGAAGAUUGAGUUAACUGAUGCACCUACGUGGAUCAUCGAUCCCGUUGACGGAACUACAAACUUUGUCCAUAGCUUUCCAUUUGUUGCUGUCUGCAUUGGCCUGGCCAUCAACAAAAACUUAGUUGCCGGAGUGGUAUACAACGCAAUCUUAGAUGAAAUGUUCACUGCCAUCAGAGGCAAGGGGGCUUAUUGCAAUGAUGCUCAGAUCCACUGCUCAGGACAAGAAGAUAUAAAACAGUCACUGGUGAUGACAGAGAUAGGGUCUAGUCGGAAGCAAGAGCACAUAGACGCGAAGCUGAAGAAUAUAGAGGCAGUUGUAAAGAAUGGUGUUCAUGGUGUGAGGUCGCUUGGCUCUGCAGCUCUGAACAUGUGUCAUGUGGCCCGUGGUGAUAGCGACCUCUAUGUGGAAUAUGGCAUCCACUGUUGGGAUAUGGCUGCGUCUGCUGUGAUUCUGGAAGAGGCUGGGGGAGUCUGUGCAGAUCCUAAGGGGGGCCCCUUGGAUAUUAUGUCAAGACAGAUCAUCUGCGGAAGCAGCCAAAAGCUGGUCCAUACAGUCUCCCAACUGCUCACUCAUAUAGACUUUGAGAGGGACUGAACAGAAGAAGUACCACUUCAUCAGCUGUUAAUGUAUGCAGAGGAUCGAUUUUUGAGAACUAUAUUUGGUAAUUUAUCUAGAUGUAUAUAUAGUUAAUGAAGUGUUGUAAACAUGGGUUUUAGGACAACUCUUUUUUAAAGUACAAGACAUCCAUGACUGUCAGUGACAUUUCCUUUUGUCGUUACUUGAAAGUUGGAACACUGUCUUGAGAGGGCAGCAGCAUCAGUAACCAUGUGAAAUUGCUAGCAUUAUUAAAGGAUAAUGAGAAACUCCAACAUUGUAUCCCAACCUAGAGAACACACUAAUCCUCUAUUGGGAGUGUGCAAUGGUAUACAGUACUAGUCAAGAGUGUGAAAUAUAUGUACUCAAACUACUCAUGCUCUUAUUUCCAUGCAUUGUUCAUAAACAUCAUAUUACAUUUUGAGCAUAUAAAAGUCAAGAUGAGAAUGGAUUCAUUUGUAUAUAUAUAUUUAAAAAAAAACUAUGAAACCUGCAGAAAAUUUGAAUUUAAAUUUAAAAAUACAUAUUUUUGUCGCGCCUGCAUAAAAGAGCGAGACUAUAGGCACCUCUUAUCUGACGGCGGCGUCAACAUUAAAAUCUUAACCUUAAGUUUAGUUUUUUAAAUGACAUCAUAACUUAGAAUAAUAGAAUGUAUAUGAACCUAGUUCAUAAAACUCUGACAUAAGGGUAAUCAAGUAUUACUGAACUUCCUGCCUGAGUUUCAGGUCACAUGAAUAAGGUCAAAGGUCAUUUAGGGUCAAUGAACUUAGACCAUGUUAGGGGAAUCAACAUUGAAAUCUUAACUAAGGUUAGGUUUUUGAAUUGUCAUCAUAACUUAGAAAGUAUAUGGACCUAGUUCAUGAAACUUGGACAUAAGGGUAAUCAAAUAUUACCUAUCACCCUGCCCGAGUUUCAGGUCACAUGACCAAGGUCAAAAGUCAUUUAGGGUCAAUGAACUUUGGCCAUGUUGGGGUAUUUCUUUUAUUGUAACUUUGAAAGUUUUUUAUCUUGUUCAUAAGACUUAGACUUAAGAGUAAUCAAGUAUCACUGAACAUUCCUUGCGAGUUUCAGGUCAUAUGUAUGACCAAGGUCAAAGGUUAUUUAUUUAAGGUCAAUGAACUUGGGCCAUGUUGGGAGCAAUUGUUAAAUUUCCAUGAUAAUUUUGAAUGUUUAUGGAUAUAGUUUAUGAAAUGUGGACAUAGGGGUAAUCAAGUAUCACUGAUCAUCUUGCAUAAGUUUUAGGUCACAUGAUCAAGGUCAAAUGUAAUUUAGGGUCAAUGAACUUAGUAUUAUACGAAUGGUGUUUUUUGUGAAUAAUUAUUAUUAUAUAUUCGUUUUCAUAGUCAGCAUUGCUGCUAUAUUGAAUCACGUAAUGCAGGCAAGACUGCCAGAGGCGCUCCACGUGUUGGUAUGUGUCCUCACCAGGAGAGGAUUUCAUGAAGGAAAUAGUCAAGUGAUUUUCACAGACAAAUUUGCUCAGGGCCAAUCAAAUGCAAGGAAUUUGUAAGCUUAUAACAAUAGUUAGUGAAAGUCACAGACUAAUGGCUGAGCUGGGGGAUCAUUCAGUAUUGCUUUCAAAUAUUAGCUCACAUUUUCAUUCAUUCAUUACAUUAAUAUUGCCAGGACCUCAAGACACUUAGAAUGUUUAGCUCAUGCUCAUGUACCAUCUUGAGUGAUUUAGACCUUGAAGACUAUGGGUUGAUGUACAAUAUCAAAAGAAAUGACUCGUUUUGUCACCAAAUUUGUCAUAAUGUCAUGCUUUAGUGAGCCCUAUGCUGGCUGAGUAUUGCAGUGUAUGUAUGUUAAUAAUAAUUGUGAUUGGGCAAUGUAUGGAUAUACUCAACUCAAGCAUUACAAUAUAUAAGCAAGUAAAAACACAGGCAACACAACAAUUAACAAGAUAUUAAGAAGAUUUCUUGAAACUCAAUAUCAUGUAAUAGGUUUGUGUAUUUGUGGUCCAGUGCUGUGAACUGCCAAAGAUUUCAAUUGAGAUUUCUCAGGGUCAAUAUUAAUAUCAACUCAAGAUGAUUUGCGGGAAAAUAAAAAUGAUUUGAAUUGCUACUUUGAAUCUAUAUUAUGUUCAUGCUUUUAGAAUUGUGGACCUUAAAUUCAGAUAUGACAUCUCCACUAUUUUGUUUUUUUUUGUCUAUAUUUUCAAAUGAAAUGUAGAUCUAGCUCUCUGUCAUAUGAGGAAAGGUUAUUGGAUGGGUCACAUUCACAAUCCUCACUGUUGUGUAAUCCGUUUGAAAUGUCACAAGAGAAUGAAUGACAUAAUUUCUUCUAUAAAUUUUCUUUCACAAAUAAUUUUGAUAGCUCUUACAUAUCUGAUUACCCACCUUAUAUCUUAUAGUACCUGAUUAUUAUUGUCAAAUGCAUGUAUACCAUGAAAUUUGGAUCACUAGAUGUAGAACUUUGUUUCUAUUUUAUAUUCUGCCCUUAAUGAUUCAUUAAAAAAUAUCUGAAGCUGUAGAUGAAAAGUUUGCUGUAUAUUCAACUCCAGAGCAUGCACUAUGAGUUUCAUAUCAUGCCAAUGUAGUGGAUAAAUUUGUAUCCUAUAUACUUGCAAAGAUUUUGUUUUAUAUAUCAGUUAUUGUCAUUCUUCAUAUUUGUGCCAGUAUUCAGUUUGCUACAUAAAUCAGAAUAUAUUCAUCAAUUUAGAUGAGAUGAAAUACUUUUUAAAAAUAAUUUUAGUAUUCGAUUCAUGCAAUUUGCAACAUGUUUUAUUUUUGAGAAGACAAAGUAACGUAAUGUGGAAGUGCUGUGGCAGACACUUUUUUAUAUAUACAAUAUUUUUAAGAGAUUUGGCUCAAAAUGUCUCUUAAAUUAAUUGGUAAGUAUUGGAUUGAAUAUGACUCUGCUUAAAUUCUUAGCUAAGUAGAAUACAAAAAAAUCCAAUUGGAUACUAGCCCUAGUUUAAUGUUUGUAAUUUUAAUGUUAUUUAGUAACUUACUAAGGCCACAGUCACACUGGCUGAAUCCAUACUGACCAAAGCUAUCAAUUAUUAUUUCCUUUGACAUACCAUUGGUCAGUUUGGAGUCUGUUAGUGUGACUGGAGCAAAAGGGUAUGUUGUUGUUGUUAUUUUGAAUAGGCAAACUAGUCAGUUUUGACUAUCGUUGCCUUUUUUAUUUGCUUUCCUUUAUAUUACAAAACAGAAUAAUUUCUUUGUUGAAACUGUGAGACUAACUAUCAGAAAAAAUUAAAAUUCAUGAAUCUCUUUAUUUCAUCAAUGAAUUUCAUUAAAAAAAAUCACCAGUAAUGUUCCACUUUUUAUUAAACUAAAAUUGUUGGGGUGAACUUGCCCUCAAUAU